Helianthus annuus (common sunflower) is the source of this 1419-nucleotide messenger RNA. Its product is annotated as E3 ubiquitin-protein ligase PUB23. Gene Ontology annotation, molecular function: ubiquitin protein ligase activity. Lineage: Eukaryota; Viridiplantae; Streptophyta; Magnoliopsida; Asterales; Asteraceae. The coding region runs from base 38 to 1303 and encodes 421 amino acids. The transcript has a single exon. Gene Ontology annotation, biological process: protein ubiquitination. The record is from RefSeq and is a predicted model, not a curated record.
AAUCUAGCAAAUCUUGUUGUGAAACUCUUGUUCACCAAUGGAAAGGUCAAACCAUGAUUCAGAAAUGGAGUUUCCUCAAGAUUUUAGAUGCCCAAUAUCCAUGGAGAUCAUGAAAGAUCCGGUGAUCAUCUCAACCGGAGUAACAUAUGAGCGUAAAAACAUUCAAAAAUGGUUCUUUAGCUACAAGAAGACCACAUGUCCUGCCACCAUGCAAAGUGUCGAAAAUUUCGAUAUCACUCCUAACCACACCCUCAAGAGGCUCAUUUUCGCGUGGCAUAAUAGCCAUUCACCAUCUUCAAGUUCACCAUCAUGCUCGCCUUCGUUUAGGCGAGAUGAAAUGGUGGCAUUACUCAAGACCCUAAACUCGUCUCCAUUCAAGGUAACUUCUUUGAGAAAACUUAAAGAAAUUGUUGAAGAUGGAGAUGAGAUGAAGCUUGAUUUCAUGUUAUUAGGAGGACUAGAAGUGCUUUUUCAAUUAAUCAUCCAAAUAUUAGCCGAUAGUUCGGAUUUCAUGGUGUUUAGAGCUUGUGAGGAGGCUUUAGGGGUUCUUCAACAUCUUCCUAUAUUGCAAGAAAGCGAUGGGAAGGUGAUUGAACUACUUUUGAAGCCCGAAUUCAUGAAGUCAAUGGUUAUUAUCCUUCAAAGAGGAAGUAAAGAAGCUAGAGUUUACACAAUGUCUAUACUUAGAAAACUAGCAAACUUGGAUUUCAAUUGGAAUGUUGUUUUAAAUGAUCAAGGUGUCGGUAUGUUCAAAUCCAUUUUGGAACUUGCAUCCGAUGAGAUUUCAACUAAAGUGAGUUCAUCUGCUUUGCAAGUAUUGAUAAAGAUUUUGGACUCGUCAAAGGAGUGUCGGUCAAAGGCUAUUGAGGCGGGUGCAAUGAGUAACCUAAUUGAGCUCCUACCUGACUCUAACUCUGACUCUGACAGAUCCAAGUGUGAGAAAAUAUUGCUUGCAAUCAAAUUAUUGUGCGAAUGCACAAAUGGAAAAGUGGCAUUUAUUGAACACGCUCUAGGGAUUGGCGCGGUAUCAAGCAAAUUGUUUGGUGUAUCGGAGAUAGCUUCAAAUAUUGGCAUACAUAUCUUUUUGUUGAUAUGUAGUUUUCAUGAUCCAACAAAUAAGGUUUUGGAGGAUAUGUUGAUCUAUGGGGUGGUCAAGAAACUCGUGAUAUUGAUGCAUAUGAGCGGACCAUCACCGACGAAGAACAAGAUGGUUGAUAUGUUUAAAAAACAUACCAACUUGUGGAGCCGAUACCCUUGUUUUCCUAGCGAAUUAAAAGGAUUUAUAGGCUCACAUCGUGUAUGAAUAACUUCUUAGGGAAACCUAAAAACAUGUGUGAUAAACAAAUCUUUUGUAAAAUUUAUGAUAUUUUGCUAGAUAAUAUAUAUAUAUAUAAAGGAAGAUCUAGUCAUUUAGAAAUA